GAAUUGCUCUGCCUCAAAACCCUCUUUCCUGUUGCCUCUUCUUAGCCGCCAUUCCCUUCUCUUUAACGAAGAGGUAGCAGCUGCAGCAGCACUUCUUUACUCUCUCCAAACGACAACAACGAACUCCGUUUUGUUUGGAUCGCGUUUUGCGUUUUAAUGGGAAGGGUUAGUGGAACCGAGAAGCAAGAGUUUACUGAGAUGGAGGACCCUGAAUUCACUGAUUCUCAGCUAAUUUGUCAUGUUAGAGAUGCACUUUUAGCAGUCACUUUGGGUGACAGAGAGAAUUAUGAUGAGCUUGUUGGUUAUUUGCACCGGAAAGAGAGUCUUAAUCCCGAUCAGAUUGCUCUACUUGAGACAACUUUGAAGGCCCUCUCUGGAACAGUCUCAUGUAUAGAUUCUGUUCAUCACGAAUCUCUUCUUUCUGCAGUUUAUAGAAUGAGCCUGUGGAAUUAUGGAACUUCUAUUAUGGAUGCACUGGUUGAGCUGAUUGUAUCCUUGGCUGCUUCGAAUGGGAAAUAUAUCGAUUGGUCUUUGGAGAUGCUUGUGAAUAACUUCACUCCACCUAAUCACCUCAUGGAUAGUCUGAAGCAGGAGAGUGGAAUUGAAAAGAAGAAUAAAGUUCUGUCUCGUGUGCAUGCUGCUUUUGAAGCCAUAGCUGUUUUGGUGCCUCUUGCCCCUUUGCGACUCUCUCCAAUAGUUGUCCAGAGGAUGCCCUUAACCUACAGUAAGGGACCGGAGAUUCUCAUGUACGUGGAGAACAUGUUAAAGUUGGAAAGUGGUGCAAUUGGAGAAAUUAUUGGUGUUACGAUGCUGCCUGCUAUUGUAGAUAGGUUGAUAGAACUCGAUGUCGAAAUUGGAUGGGAUGGCCUCUUGCAGGAAGAUGCCAAAGGCAUAUUUGAAAUGGAAUUAGAGGAUGCCGAAUUUGCGGAUGCGGAUGGGGAUGAUAAUCUGCCUGCUGCAGAAUAUUUAAAUAGGAAAAGUUUGGAGGGAAACACAAUUGCUGAGAAAUUAGAUAGCUUGAUUGAGCUGGCUUUUUUGCAUCUUGAGUCCUGUCAAAGCAGUGGCCGUUUGUCUGAGGUAUUUAAUGUUCUAGUGAGAUCAUUUCAAAGGACUAUUUUGAAUGCCUACAAGUCAAAAUUCACCCAGUUUGUAGUGUUCUAUGCAUGUGCACUUGAUCCUGAAGAUUGUGGGGAGAAGUUCGCCAUGGUUCUUACAGAGAUGUUUCUUAGCAAUGUUAAUCCCCCCAAUACUAGGAUGAGUGCUGUUGCUUAUCUUGCUAGUUAUUUGUCGCGUGCAAAGUUUGUUUCAGCGGCAUUAGUUGCUAGCAUCUUACAAAGAUUGGUAGAUUGGUGUCUUAACUAUUGCAAGUCACAUGAUUCUGUUAUGAACCCGCGAGCACAUCAAGUUUUUUAUUCUGGUUGUCAGGCUCUCAUGUAUUUGCUGUGUUUUCGAAUGAGAUCUCUGAUGGAUGCUCCAAGGCUCAAAAUGCAACUUCUAAAUAUGCCCAUGGAGCCAAUCUUGCAACAUAAAUUGAAUCCUUUGAAGGUUUGUCUACCUACUGUAGUAGUGGAAUUCCUAAGACAAGCAAAGGCUGCUAAGCUCUUCAUGACAUCGGAAUCAUUUGCCUUCGAUGAUAUGCUCGAAUCUGAUCUUUCGAGGGCAUUUGGCGGGAUAGAUAGACUCGACAUGUUUUUUCCUUUUGAUCCUUGUUUACUGAAGAAAAGUGAAAGUUACAUAAGGCCACAUUUUGCACGCUGGUCAAAGAUCAAAUGUGAUGGCGCCGACGAUGGCGAAUUCAGUGAAAGUGGCAGCGAUGCAUCUGAUGACGAAUUUGCCGACAUGAAUGAGAAUGAUAUGAUUGAAGAUGACAUGACAGUGAGUGUACAAGCAGGUUUGGAUUUCAACCCCGACUUGAAUAGAAUGUCUAUCACGCCCAAGAACAAGUCUUUGUUACAUUUUCAACAGCAAAAUGCAAGAAUGCCCGCAAGAAUCAGACCAUCCACUAGUCCGGAGUCUUUGUAAUGAUAUUCUUGUGUCGAAAAACAUGUCAAUUUUGCAUGUUUUGGUGUGGUAGGAUUAGGAAGUCUAUGUUGGUGUUCUUUAUAGUGAAGAAAACAGGGGGGAGCAUUGUGCAGUGUUUUGGGGUAUUUUGCCCCCAUAUUCGGGCAAUUUAUGUGUAGUUUUUAACUUAAUGUUCAUUUUGUGCUGCCUAUUGAAGAAAAUGAGUAGAGGAGUCAACCAUUUUUAAGAUUCCGUUCCUCGUCACUAUCUUGUAAUUGUAAUGUUUUAAAGAUCAUAUCAACCAUUUUAACCUCCACAUCUUACGAAUCACUCCCACAAUUUGUUGCUUC
This is a messenger RNA of Arachis ipaensis, 2351 nucleotides long. RefSeq lists its product as uncharacterized. Gene Ontology annotation, biological process: transcription initiation at RNA polymerase I promoter. Lineage: Eukaryota; Viridiplantae; Streptophyta; Magnoliopsida; Fabales; Fabaceae. Gene Ontology annotation, molecular function: RNA polymerase I core binding; RNA polymerase I general transcription initiation factor activity. The record is from RefSeq and is a predicted model, not a curated record. Gene Ontology annotation, cellular component: nucleus.